AUGGGGCUAUCCGAGAAACAGAACAACAUUGUUGCAGGAUACAAACCCCUUCGUGCGAGCGAACUUCACUGCUUCCCAGAUGAACGAGUCCUCCGGCGACCCUCCAGCGCCCUCAUCCCAUACCUCGAUGACAUCUUAUAUACCUCAGUGUCCACUGACGUGGUGGCACCCUGGUCGCCUGUCCUCUGCCCCAUGUGGAGCUGCCAGGUCCACGGCGUCCCGGACUCCUCGAGCAACUCGACCUACCGAGUGAACUGCGGGUCACUCUAG
This is a messenger RNA of Clonostachys rhizophaga, 270 nucleotides long. NCBI's taxonomy places the organism in Eukaryota, Fungi, Ascomycota, Sordariomycetes, Hypocreales, Bionectriaceae. The record is from the annotation of a GenBank genome assembly.